This is a messenger RNA of Phragmites australis (common reed), 682 nucleotides long. RefSeq lists its product as uncharacterized. The record is from RefSeq and is a predicted model, not a curated record. The transcript has 3 exons. The coding region runs from base 1 to 642 and encodes 213 amino acids. Lineage: Eukaryota; Viridiplantae; Streptophyta; Magnoliopsida; Poales; Poaceae.
AUGAGGAAGGAGAUCAUCAUCCGGAUGCAACCGGACUCCGACAAAUGCCACAAGGCUCUCAAAGUGGCAGCGUCCGUUAGCGGAGUCGACUCCGUUACCUUGUCCGGCGGGAGCAAGGACCUGCUGUUGGUGAUCGGCGACGACGUGGACGCGCGCAAGCUGACAAGGAAGCUGGAGAAGGAGGUCGGGGAGGCCGAGAUCGUGGAGCUGCGGACCGUGCCGGGAGCCGCGCUGCCACCGGGCGCUUCUAAGGACGUCGUCGUCACGCAGUCCCCGUACCACUGGCACCACCCCACCCCCGGCCGGAGCGUGCCCGGAGGCGGUCGCAUCGAGUGCCCGGUCGCCGCCGCGCGGUGGCCGGGCGAGCACAGCAGGCAGGCUGUCAUCUAUUACCACCGCACCCCCAGCCCGGGAUACCACCACCUCCACUACGCGCCGUCACCGAUGGCUGGGCAAGCAGGGCCAGGCGACUACGGCUACGCGGGAAGCAGCAUCUACGCGCGCGCCGUGGCGCGCAGCCACCCCGCCAACUACUCUCCCAUGAUCGCCCGGCACGACUUCCGCGCCGUGGGCCGCCCGCGCCCUCGCGCGGAGGGCGGGCGCCACGGGCGUGGAGACCCCAACUGCUGCACGAUAUUGUAGCACGCUCUCGCCGCGCCGGCAGAUGCAGAUCGACUCUGCG